GCGGGGCCUCGCCGGGCCGCCCCAGUCCGCCGUCCGAGAAGUGGGUCAGGGGAGACUCGGCUCCCGGCACGGGGUGGGCGCCCAGUCGAACCGUCUGAGACCCGGAGGGACUGGCUGUCCGCUCUGCCCCAGCUGCCCGGGGGGCGCCCCUCUCCGCACUGAGGUCAGCUGCCCGGCCCAGGCCCCGUUCCCAGAUCUCCUUGCCCAGAGCUGCUAUGCCUGGAGGAAGCGGGUGCCCACCCCUCCUGUCCUGAGCCUACUCUUCACUGCCCUCGCUCCCACCAUGGCGCCCCUGCUGGCCCUGUGCCUGGUGGCGCUCAUCAGCCUGCCUCUGGCCACGGCUCUGGACUGCCACAUCUGCACCUACAACGGGGAGAACUGCUUCAACCCCAUGCGCUGCCCGUCCAUGGUCUCCUACUGCAUGACCACGCGCACCUACUACACCCCCACCCGCAUGAAGGUGAGCAAGUCGUGCGUGCCCAAGUGCUUCGAGACGGUGUACGAUGGCUACUCCAAGCAUGCCACCACCACAGUCUGCUGCCAGUAUGACCUCUGCAACACCGCCAGCCUCGCCGUCCCCGCCGCCCUGGCCCUCCUCCUUCCGGCUGCCCUCUGGGCUCUGCUCUGAGUCCCCUGCUGCCUGCCGGCCCCUUGGCCACACCCAGGACUGCCCUCCCCUCACCGGACCUGCCCUCCUGAGAAACAGGGUCCCCGUGAGAGGGGACUGGCUCUGUGGACGUGCUAGUGGUGGGGCUGCCUUGAGCACCGGCCCUUAGCAAGAGCUGCAGGCAUGGAGGGCUUAGCCAGGGCCCGCUGCCCUGCCCUGGGCUGGAGGACCCACAGGACCCAGUGGCCAGAUCUGUGCCCUGGCUUUUCCCUUCCUGCUGGCCAAAUCCCUGACCUCCCUGGCCCUGUCCAGCUGGCUGUGGGCUGAGCUGGUUUCUAUAUUGGGCAGGUCACUCCUGGGCUGUCUGGGCGGGAGAGGCGGGAGGGGGCAAUGGGCCCACAGAGCGGCCAGGCCCUGGGGAGAGGGUGCCCCCUUGUGGACAUCCUGGGAGAGCCGGAAUGCGGGAGUAGAGGGAGGGAUCAGCCUCAGGCUUGGGUGGGGACGCCUGUGGGGGAUGGGGCGGUUUCCCAGAGCCCCCUGACUCAGGGAGUGGCCUCCAACACCCCAGCCCUGCUGGGAGCUGGAUCCCCGAGCCCAUCCACAGUGACCCCACCUGUGUAAGAGGUGGGGCCUGCCCAGGGCUCAGACCUCCUCCUCCAGGAAGCCACACAGGCUUUCUUUGUUUCUUGGUGCCCAGUACCAUGGCCCAGCGGACAGGAGGGUGGCUGGGCCCAGUGCUCUGCUACAGCCAGGAUCUCCCCACCUGGACUCACCCCACAGGGGCUGUGCCCAGGAGCGGCCUGCGAGGACUUGCUCGGCUGCUUCCCGAGGUGCAGCCCGGUGAGCCCCUUACUGCCCCCCCCCCCACACACACACACACAGAGCUGGACCCAGCACCCACCCGGGGCCACCAAAAGUGAGACCUCCACAUCUGCCUGUCCAUCUGCCUGUCUUUCCUCUUGGUCCGGGCCCCAGCUCCAGGCCCAGAGUGCCCAGCGGGCUGGGGCGGGCUGUCCCUGCUGUGGGGGCCUCUGAACUUGGGGGUGGAGGCACAUAUGUCAGGCCUGCACAUAGCAGGACAGGCCCGGCCCAGACACCCUCCGUAAGGUCUCUGCCCCCAGCGCUGCCUGCCCCUCCGCUGGUCUGCGGCAGAAACCGGAGCCCCUGGUGUGGGCACCCUGCCGUGUGGCAGAUAGAUGGCCCCUAGGCGGACCUCAAGUCUGGAACCGCCUGAGCCCCAACUACACCCCAGACCCUAGAGACAGAGAUGCUGACAUAGCCGAACCUGAGGGGCCAAGUCAGAGUUACUGGCCCUUCCUGCCUGCUCCCGAGCUGGGCCUUCCCGGCCAGAGUGCAGUGGUUCAUGCUGUGCCCAAGAAUAAACAGGUGGACCUGUG
Molecule: messenger RNA, 2004 nt
Organism: Sorex araneus (European shrew)
Lineage: Eukaryota; Metazoa; Chordata; Mammalia; Eulipotyphla; Soricidae
Gene: LYNX1
Product: Ly6/neurotoxin 1
Exons: 4
Coding region: 284-628 (114 amino acids)
Source: RefSeq, a predicted model, not a curated record